AUGCCGUCGACUUGUUCGAUCGAUGGCCUCGGAAAGGAAUGGGAGGCGAUCCCUGAUAUCCGCAACAGCUUGCGUGAGGGCAAGCCACUCAUCCACGAGGUCAGUGAGAAGCAGGUGGACAUCAAGCUGCCGAGCAAGUUCAAACUGCUGAUCAAGCCCAUCCUGGUCAGGAUGCAUGCAGCUGACAAGAAGAUGCCCGGAGUGGAUCCUCUCCGAGCAGAGGUCAAGACAGUGCUUGAUCUCACGAAGCGGUUGUCUAAUGAGGAGAGCGAGAUCGAUAAGUAUACUUGGCUUAUCCGCAAGCAGCUCACCUUUAUCAAGGCAAAGUGCCGCCGCCGGGAAGUAUCCACCGCCGUGGACGAGGAUGAAGAUGCUUACGAUGAUGACGGCGACUCUGACGAGGCCUCGGAAGAGGCUGCUCCAGAGGGCCCCUCGUCCAGUGCGGGCGCGGGUGGCGAUGCAGGAGCCGAGGAAGACGUGAAUGCAGCAGCUGGUGGUGUUGGCCCUGUUGACUGCGAUGAUCUUCAUGAUUUGCUGAAUGAGCUGAAUGAUAUCCACAGCCCCGCAAGGUCUGCUUUGGUACCCCAUGCUGAGCAGCCAAGUGAGGACCCGAUAUUUCCCAGUCAUCCGAUUAUCAUCGAUGAUGGUGAUGAAUCUGCCGUGGCGCCUCCGACGGAGUGCAGCCACGACAGUGGGCGGGCUUUGGAGAUGCCUGCUGAGGCAGCUGCUGAGGUCGCAGCAGAGCCUGCGGCUGUGGGGUCCACCGCUGAGCAUGAAGUUCGAGCCGAUGUUGUGGAUGGGUCCAAUGGAGGCUCCACGGAGCCGGGAUCCACCGCGGAAGUGGAAGCUUCCGCUGGGAGUGCGGAGGUGAAGCCAGGUUGGAAGGUCGCGAGAUUGGCUGAGUUGAGGCGUCGCAUCGAGCAGCUGAAGGAGAAAAAGCAAGUGGUGGGCCCUGUUGGUUCCGCUUCAAAUGAAGGACCUUCCGAGGUUUCGGCGAGCAUCAAGAACAUGCCUGGAUCUCUGGGACCUGUGCUUGAUAAUCAAGAGACCCUCCCCCACGACAUCUUCGACGUCGAGACCCCGCCACCCUCAGAGCCUCCCUCAAGCAAGCGCAAGGAGAGCGAGCCCAGUGCUGCUGAGCUUCGGGAGGACUACCAGCUAAGGCAGUGCAAAACCAAGAAGAUGAAGCCCCGCCCUGGAUCCACCACGGAUGCCCGACUUCCUUACAAUCCAUACUCGCCAGAAGUCUUGGAUAACACUGCGAAAGGGUCUGAGGAUCCUUUCACCCCAGAUGAGAAGGUUGCCGCGUCCGAUAUUGGCCGUGUGGAUCAGUUGGCUGUGCGUGCCAAGAUCAAGGCACAGACUAAGCGUGGAAAGAAGAAGGGUGAUGAUGAGGAGAAUGACAUGGAGAUGUGUGACACUGACAACAACGAGAAGAACGCACCGCCCGAGAAUGACGAUAAGAAGUGUGGCACUGACAACAAGAAGAAGGCAGCACCCAAGAAUGACGCUAAGAAGUGUGGCACUGACAACAAGAAGAAGAAGAAGAGCGCAGAAGCUGAGUGGGAGACUGGUGCUGACGGGGGAGGUUACAGCGCCGAAGAGUGGGAUCACUGGCUCCAGUACGGCUAUGGCUAUGAUGAGGGUGAUCAGUGGGAUGAAGAUGGUCAUUGGGAUGGUGAUCAGUGGGUUGCGUCCUACGAGAACGAAGAGCCUAAAACGAAGCCGGACAGUGUAGCGACGAGCAAGAAGCGCAAAGCUGAGGGCUCGCCUGAGGAAGAUGAGCCGGAGCCUUCGAAGAAGGCAGCUCGCCCAAAGGCCGGCCCAAAGGCCAAAGCGAAAGCCAAGGCAUCCCCCAAGGCGAAAGGCAAGGCGAAAGCAAAAGCUUCCGCCAAGAAGGGUGCCAAGAGCUCUGCAAAGGACACUGAGCCCGAGCCGGAGAAUGAUGGUCCUGAUGGCACAGACGACGAGGAGGGGAAGCCCGUGAUUUUCGCAAGACGGUACAGGCCGGGGUCACAGAAGAUGGCCAUGGCCAAGUUCGAUGCUAUCCGCGAUGCCUUCUUGAAGAUCGUGCGCCCGCGGCUCAAGACCACUUGCCCAAGCUCGUUCGAGGAGAUGCGGAAUUCGUUUUGUGAUGAUCCCUUUUGGACCCACUGCGUGCAAGAGUUCAAGGAAUGGACGAUCGAUUCUGAGACGGUGCCGGCAGCAUGUGAGACUGCUGCAGAGAGCUUUAUCAAAAAGAUCGCGAAGAAGUGA
Messenger RNA from Symbiodinium sp. CCMP2592, 2256 nucleotides. The record is from the annotation of a GenBank genome assembly. NCBI's taxonomy places the organism in Eukaryota, Dinophyceae, Suessiales, Symbiodiniaceae.